Molecule: messenger RNA, 1285 nt
Organism: Musa acuminata AAA Group (dessert banana)
Lineage: Eukaryota; Viridiplantae; Streptophyta; Magnoliopsida; Zingiberales; Musaceae
Product: bidirectional sugar transporter SWEET4-like
Exons: 6
Coding region: 276-1190 (304 amino acids)
Biological process (GO): carbohydrate transport
Cellular component (GO): membrane
Molecular function (GO): sugar transmembrane transporter activity
Source: RefSeq, a predicted model, not a curated record
ACGGGCAGGCAACCCUAGUUUGAAACAGGGGGAGGGUCGGUUGGCACUAGCUAGGGUUUUCCACAUCUUGAAGACAGUGCCAUUGUAUCCAUAUCCACACCUUAACUCCGGUCUUCCGUUCCAUGUGUUACAUUCCAUCUGUUGCAGCCAUUAUCCUUCACCGCCUCCCUCCCUCCCUCCCUCCCUCCUCUAUUUAAGCACCCCUUCUCCUCUCCCUGGAGAUAUCUUCUCCUCAGUAGGUUUCAUAGUCCUGGUGUUCUGCUUGUUCUGUGAUCAUGGUUUCUGCUGAUGCCAUUCGAACAGCAGUUGGAAUCUUAGGGAAUGCAAUUGCACUGGGCCUGUUUUUGUCACCAGUCCCGACCUUCGUCAAGAUAUGGAAGAAGGGAUCGGUGCAGGAGUUCUCGCCGAUCCCCUACGUCGCCACCUUGCUCAACUGCAUGAUGUGGGUGGUGUACGGCCUGCCCAUGGUGCACCCCCACAGCAUGCUGGUGAUCACCAUCAACGGGUCAGGCUUGGCCAUCGAGCUCUCCUACGUCCUCCUCUUCAUCGUGUACUCCUCCGGCAGCAAACGGUUGAAGGUGCUGGUGAUGCUGCUGGCCGAGACCGCCUUCGUCGGCGUCGUCGCGCUGCUGGUGCUCACGCUCGCGCACACACACGAGCGACGCUCCAUGAUCGUCGGCGUCCUCUGCGUCUUCUUCGGCACCAUGAUGUACGCCGCUCCUUUAUCCGUCAUGAUCGGAGCCAAAAACUGGACUGUUUCCGUGGCAAUUAUUGCGGCAUCGGUGCACAGCGGAACAAGACGCUCGUCGUCGUCUUCAUGCGUCGAAAAUGGUGAUCCGGAGCAAGAGCGUGGAGUACAUGCCGCUCUCCCUCUCGCUUGCUUCCUUCUUCAACGGCGUUUGCUGGACCGCUUACGCACUCAUCCGUUUCGAUCCGUACAUCACAAUUCCCAAUGGUCUGGGGGUGAUGUUUGCAGUGGCGCAGCUGGUACUGUACGCCAUGUAUUACAAGUCGACGCAGAGGCAGGUGGAGGCGAAGAAGAGGAAGGCGGAGCUGGGGCUGACGGAGGUGGUGGUGGUGAAGGGAGACGCCAACAAGAUUGUGAGCGUCCCUAUCAAUGGCGGCAGCAACGCGGAGAAUCGCGACAUGUGAUGAUCGAUCCAAGGCUUGACGACUGUUUCUCAUAUUAGUACCCGAAGGGGGGAUGCGUGUUCUUCUUCUUCUUCUUCUUCUUGUUCGACGUUGAAGCUCCACUCCGAAAUAUAUGUUGCUUCCGUGGUGUUCA